AAAGCAAUAGUAAUUCUGAUACGUGUGCAGAAUUCAGAGUUAAAUAUGUUGGUGCCAUUGAAAAACUGAAAUACAAUGAGAGCAAAAAUCUCGAAGGGCCACUGGACUUGAUAAAUUACAUCGAUGUUGCACAGGCUCUUGUUUGUUUCCCUCCAAAGCAAGAUGGAAAGUUACCUUUUGUUCCAGGUGAAGAGGAGUUUAUUAUGGGAGUGUCCAAAUACGGCAUUAAAGUUUCAACAUCCGAUCAGUAUGAUGUGUUACAUAGGCAUGCUCUCUAUUUAAUUGUACGGAUGGUCUGCUAUGAUGAUGGUCUGGGAGCAGGAAAAAGUUUACUGGCUUUGAAGACAACAGAUGCAGCCUCUGAAGAAUGCAGCCUCUGGGUAUAUCAGUGCAAUAGUUUGGAACAAGCACAAGCUAUUUGCAAAGUGUUAUCUACGGCCUUUGAUUCAGUUUUGAUGUCGGAGAAGUCCUGAUACUCUCCAGCAGCAUGGGGCUGUUGCACAAGAGGCCCUUGUGCGAGGAGGAAACGGGGCUCCUUCGGGAUGGCACAGACUGCCUGGACCUGCGCACCGACCUCCGAAAGACUCGCUGUGCGAGAAGAGCCGUGCGACCUUGCACGUGGUACUUCGUCAUUCCCCAAGCGUGACUUGAAGAAAUUAUUCCAUCUUCUGUUUCCAGGACAAUACAGAAUUUUAUAUUUAACAUGAGUUUUCCCCCCUCCUAAAUCGUGUUUUGUAUAUUAAUGUCAAUAUUGUAGAAAAGUAAAAGAAAACUGACACUUGAUUCU
Molecule: messenger RNA, 787 nt
Organism: Eurypyga helias (sunbittern)
Lineage: Eukaryota; Metazoa; Chordata; Aves; Eurypygiformes; Eurypygidae
Gene: ITGB1BP1
Product: integrin beta 1 binding protein 1
Exons: 4
Coding region: 204-473 (89 amino acids)
Biological process (GO): negative regulation of focal adhesion assembly; negative regulation of substrate adhesion-dependent cell spreading
Cellular component (GO): ruffle; cell periphery; lamellipodium
Molecular function (GO): integrin binding
Source: RefSeq, a predicted model, not a curated record